Messenger RNA from Panthera uncia (snow leopard), 4255 nucleotides. RefSeq names its product regulator of microtubule dynamics 3 (gene RMDN3). The transcript is spliced from 13 exons. Gene Ontology annotation, molecular function: microtubule binding. Gene Ontology annotation, cellular component: cytoplasm; mitotic spindle pole; spindle microtubule. Lineage: Eukaryota; Metazoa; Chordata; Mammalia; Carnivora; Felidae. The record is from RefSeq and is a predicted model, not a curated record. Bases 2501 to 3916 code for a protein of 471 amino acids.
AAAAUUAUAUUAAAAACACUCUUCUCACUACCAAGACAAUUAUAGUUAGUGUAUUUCAGGAGCUAUUAUUUGAACUGAAUCCUUAAAAAUGAGUAGGAGGUAUUGGUAAAUUUCUACUCCUUAAGCUGUGGGUGGGAACCUUGUUGCCUUUAAAUUGUUCUUUAUAAUGUAUAUAUACAUUAAAUGUACUCUCUUAUUUGUAAACUAUUUCACAAUUAAAAGGUAAAUAAAUAUCUAGUCAAGGGGCGCCUGCCUGGCUCAGUUGGAGGAGCAUGUGGCUCUAGAUCUUGGGGUUGUGAGUUUGAGCCCCAAGUUGGGUGUACUUACAAAUAAAAUCUUCAAAAAUAUAUGUAUAUAAUAUCUAGUCAAGGAUUUGAGGAGGGCUGGUGUAGAUAUUUCAGUUGUCACUAAAUUUUAACUUGCAAGAAAUGCUGAUGAUAAAACUGGAAUCAUAGUCCUCUAGUUUUGUUUUGAAAAAAAAUUUUUAGCGUCUAUUUUGAGAGAGAGAGUUCAAGCAUGAGCAGGGGAGGGUCAGAGAGAGAGAGAACCUCGCAUGGACAGCACCGAGUCCAAUGCAGGGCUCAUACUCACGAAUUGUGAGAUCAUGACCUGAACUGAAAUCAAGAGUUGGUCGCUUAACCAACUGAGCCACCCCGGUGACCUAUGUAUUUUUAGUGUUUUAAAUUGCAAGAAGUUGCAUAAAAUCACAAAAGUGGAUUAUAAAAUUUUUUUAAUGUUUUUAUUUAUUUUUGAGACAGAGCAUGAGCAGGGGAGGGGCAGAGAGAGAGGGAGACAUAGAAUCUGAAGCAGUCUCCAGGCUCUGAGCUGUCAGCACAGAGCCCGACGCGGGGCUCGAACUCACAGAGUGUGAGAUCAUGACCCGAGCUGAAGUCGGAAGCUCAACCGACUGAGCCACCCAGGUGCCCCUAUAUAAGUGGAUUAUAAAAAUCAAUAGGCCAUGGUGGUGUUAAACUGAAAAAACAAAACUGCCAGUUAUUUCACCAGCGAAAACAGGUUUAUUCAGGAAUAGCAGAGAAUUGUAAUCCAUGACAAGCAAGCUACAGCAAAACCAUAGGCAAGUUCAACAAAGGAAAGGAAUGUUAUUUUAUGGAGAAGAAAGAGGAAGUUGGGAGGAGUUGUUCUGAACAUGAAUCCACUGGAAAGAAACAAGAGUUUAGGUGAUGAUGGUUUCUCUUUGGCUGAGUUGCAGGGGUAGUUGAUUUAUUGUAGGAGAUGCAAUCAUCGUACAUCCUUCUCUGUUGGAGCCUGUAUUUGAUGAUUCUCUUCUGUUGCUAUUCUUCUGUUAUGCGUCUAUAAUUGACAAUUCUGCCUGUAAUUGACAUAAAGUGGAAUGGUUCCCCCUUCCAGCCUUCCCUUCUAAUAUCCUCUGUCUACUGUAGAGGUUUCCCUUUAUUAAUUUUCACAGUGGGCACAGAAAUCCUGAUGAAUACAGAUUUUAAAAAUGAAAUGGUAUCUGAACGAAUAUAAGCAAUUAGAGAUCAACUCAAGUUUCAGCCUCACCCAAAGAUUUAAAAAAUGUUAUCAUUAGAGGAAUGAAUGUCAUUUACAUUCUGGAAAUGGAAAAACAGUUUAUAACCCUGUUGAUUAAGGUACUACAGACAAUGCAAGGUUUAAGAUUUUUUUUUAGUGCUGGGGUUUGCAUCUAUUAUAUUGUUAAGUGUCAGCAGGGAGAAGACUGAUGACUUCCCUGAUGACUCAGGGACCUCUUCUGAGUAACCAACAAUUCAUCUGGUCUAAUUUGAACUGCCAAAGGUGCUAUCUAGUACUUAGUAAAUGGUUCGAGUAAAAAAUGUAUUAACAGAGGAGAUUGGCUAGCUCAGUCGGUUAAGCUUGGGACUCUUGAUUUUGGCUCAGGUCAUGGUCUGGUUUGUGGGUUCGAACCCUUCAUGGGGCUGUGCGCUGACAGGGCCAGCCUGCCCCGAAUUCUUGCUCAUUCUUUCUGCUCCUCCCGCUCUCCCUGCCCACCCCCCAGGCAAUAAAUAAAUAAACAUUUUUAAGAAUGCAUGAACAAAUUAAGCCAAAAUCAAAUAAAGUCUGAGUUAUGACAGAGCGUCAAGGAAAGGCGGGAAGGGGGUGGUGUUUUCCAGAUAGAUGAUGGGUCAGGCAGAAGCAACAAUAGACGCAAAGAGAAAGACAUUCGGGAACAGCAGGAAAACUGGUGUGACUGGAGGGAAAUGGAACCUCAACUGGCCAGAAUGUGGUACUGCUGGAGUAUCCGACCCAGAAGUCUCUCUGCUCUUUCCCUCUCCACCUCCCUCUUUGGUUCCCCUUUCCCGCUCCUAGCUGGCACCGCCCCCUGGAAAAAGCAAAGGCGGAGGCAGAGCCUCAAGCGGUCAUCUCUCCGCCCCUUCCUAAAGGCGCGUGGGGCUGCUGGCGCCGCUUGAUGACGUCACGGCCAUUGACAGCGAGAGCCCGCGGCCGUGGCUGCUGUCCCCGUGGUUCCGAGCGGUCGGUGGCUCACGUGGGCUGCAGAUGAAGCAUGUCUAGACUGGGGGUCUUGGGCGGCGCCCAGGCCGGAUUGGGACUGUUGCUGGGCACCGCCGCGGGCCUUGGAUUCCUGUGUGCCCUUUACAGCCAGCGGUGGAAACGGACCCAGCGCCACGGCCACAGCCAGAGCCUACCUAACUCCCUGGACUACACACACACCUCAGAGCCCGGACGCCAGGUGAGGCCUUUGCGGGCAGUCCCAGGCGAGGCUGGAGAUGGUGCAGUGCUGCCCAGCCUUCCACGAGAAGGGCAGGAGGAGGUGCUGGACCGCCUGGACUUUGUGCUCAGCAGCCUGGCGGCCCUGCGGCGGGAGGUGGAGGAACUGAGGAGCAGCCUGCAGGGGCUUGCCGGGCAGAUUGUUGGAGAGGUCCGAUCCCACAUGGAAGAGAGCCAGAGAGUGGCUCGGCGGCGGAGAUUCCCUUUUGCCCGAGAGAGGAGUGACUCUACUGGCUCCAGCUCUGUCUACUUCACGGCCACCUCAGGAGCCACAUUCACAGAUGCUGAGAGUGAAGGCGGGUAUACAACGGCCAACGCUGAGUCAGACUACGAGCAUGACUCUGACAGGGAAAGUGAUGACGGGGAAGACGAAGUGAGCUGUGAGACUGUGAAGAUGGGAAGAAAGGAUUCUCUGGACUUGGAGGUGGAGGUGGCUUCAGGCCCAGCGGCCAGAGCCCUGGAGGCUGGAGGCUCCCCUGGCCUGGAGGAUGUGCUGCCCCUCCUGCAGCAAGCCGAUGAGUUACACCAGGGCAAUGAGCAGGGCAAGCGGGAGGGUUUCCAGCUGCUGCUCAACAACAAGCUGGCGUAUGGAAAUCAGCAGGACUUUCUCUGGCGUCUGGCCCGGGCCUACAGUGACAUGUGUGAGCUCACUGAGGAGGUGAGCGAGAAAAAGUCAUAUGCCCUAAAUGGAAAAGAAGAGGCAGAGGCUGCUCUGGAGAAGGGGGAUGCGAAUGCUGAAUGUCACCAGUGGUAUGCAGUGCUUUGUGGUCAGUUGGCUGAGCAUGAGAGCAUCCAGAGGCGCAUCCAGAGUGGCUUUAGCUUCAAGGAGCAUGUGGACAAAGCCAUUGCUCUCCAGCCAGAAAACCCUAUGGCUCACUUUCUUCUUGGCAGGUGGUGCUACCAGGUCUCUCACCUGAGCUGGCUAGAGAAAAAAACUGCUACAGCCUUGUUCGAAAGCCCUCUCAGUGCCACUGUGCAGGAUGCCCUCCAGAGCUUCCUAAAGGCUGAAGAACUACAGCCAGGAUUUUCCAAAGCGGGGAGGGUAUAUAUUUCCAAGUGCUACAGAGAACUAGGAAAAAACUCUGAAGCUAGACAGUGGAUGAAGUUAGCCCUGGAGCUGCCAGAUGUCACCAAUGAGGAUUCAGCUUUCCAGAAAGACUUGGAAGAAUUGGAAGUAAUUUUAAGAGAAUAAUCAUAUUUCAGUGGCCUUCAUGACUUGAGGAAGACUGCCCUGCUUAUUAGAUCAGGAAUCUAAGACUGCUUAAGUGAGGGUCCUGACUCCCGAGCCUGACUGGUAUCUAUAACCAUUCCCCAAUUUCUUCCCUUGCCCACUGGUUAAUUUAUUCUAAUCCCUUAUCUAAUCUGAAAUUGGGGAAGUACUUGAGGCCUGGAUUUCUGUAGUUCUCUUAAGUGAAUUCUUGAAAAACCAAGACUAGCACUGAAGGCUGCCUUUAGCCUGUGAGUGGAUGAAGUUCAAAGAGCUAUGGGAACAAAACACAGAACUUGUACUCUCUAAUCUUUUCUACUGAUU